Messenger RNA from Papaver somniferum (opium poppy), 1071 nucleotides. RefSeq names its product transcription factor bHLH148-like. The record is from RefSeq and is a predicted model, not a curated record. The coding region runs from base 141 to 845 and encodes 234 amino acids. Gene Ontology annotation, molecular function: protein dimerization activity. NCBI's taxonomy places the organism in Eukaryota, Viridiplantae, Streptophyta, Magnoliopsida, Ranunculales, Papaveraceae. Gene Ontology annotation, biological process: regulation of DNA-templated transcription. The transcript has 2 exons.
CCUUUUCUCGUUGCUCUCUGUUUCUCUCUCAACUCUUUAACUGUAUUCAUUUUUCAGGAGAAACGAAACCAGGGAAGAAAACCAAUUUCAUUUUUGAAUUGAGGAUUUUUGUUUGUCAAAUUGAUUGAUUGAAUUUAUAAAUGGCUUCAUCAUCUAUAAUCUCAAACCUUGGAACAAUAAGUCAUCAAGAUUCAUUAAUAGAAUCAAAAAAGAAAAGAAGAAAGAAAAAUCAAUAUCAAUCACAGAAUCAACAACAAAAUCAAACACCGCGAUGGAGAUCAUCAAACGAGCAUCAGAUCUAUUCUUCUAGACUUAUAGAAGCUUUACGUCACGUUCGCCGCAACAACAACUAUAGUAAUGAUAAUUCUUCUUCUUCUUCUUCAAACACCGAUCAAACAUCAAAUCCCAAUACAACAACGUCAUUAUCCACGGCUAAAAACGGAAGAGCGAUAAGAGAAGCAGCUGAUAAAGCAUUAGCAGUAGCAGCUAAAGGAAGAACCAGGUGGAGCCGAGCAAUAUUAACAAAUCGUCUUCAAUUAAAAUUCAAGAAAAAGAAACCAAAAGUUGUUACAUGUCGGUCACAAAAACGUUCUUUCGAUGUUUAUCAGUUAAAAGAUAAGAAGAAACUACAACCGUUACAACGGAAAGUUAAAGUUUUAGGAAGAAUUGUACCGGGUUGUAAGAAAUUAUCAUUUCCGGUAUUAUUAGAAGAGACUACAGAUUAUAUUGCAGCUUUAGAAAUGCAAGUCCGGACUAUGACGGCUCUUACACAGCUUCUUUCUUUGGCCGGCUCAUCAUCAUCGUCAUCUGCGUCGACUAGUCAUGUUGAUGAUCAUAGCUUAUAAUCCACGUCAUCUACUAUUAUUCUUCCUCUGUUUUUUUUUUGUUAUUUAUUCUCUCAGAGUUUUAAAUUCAUGUAUUUUAGUGUACACAUCAUUCCACUAUCUCUGAGUGACAAAAAUUUUCUCUCUAAAACCAUCUGUGAGUUUAUCUUUUCUUUUUCAAAUUGUGCUUUUAAUUAUUUUUCCUUAUAUUAAUUAAAAAUAUCUAUAACAGCAGAUAUUAACUGUA